Kockovaella imperatae is the source of this 1092-nucleotide messenger RNA. Its product is annotated as cation efflux family-domain-containing protein. Gene Ontology annotation, biological process: monoatomic cation transport; transmembrane transport. Gene Ontology annotation, molecular function: monoatomic cation transmembrane transporter activity. The transcript is spliced from 9 exons. NCBI's taxonomy places the organism in Eukaryota, Fungi, Basidiomycota, Tremellomycetes, Tremellales, Cuniculitremaceae. Bases 1 to 1092 code for a protein of 363 amino acids. Gene Ontology annotation, cellular component: membrane. The record is from RefSeq and is a predicted model, not a curated record.
AUGUGCUCAGGCAGUGAGUCGUAUUGGAUUUUCAUCCUCCUCGCAUCGUUCCCAACAAUCACUCUCAGACGGAAGAACAAGAAGCGAAUCGGAAAGAAACUUGCUGCAUUCUAUUCUGCUCAAAAUGAUCACAUCCAAGACAUGCUCAAGCCAUUGUCCACGCUCUCUGCCGAGGGAGAACAAUCCGCUGAAGAUAUGGCACUCAAAGUCAAGAUCGCAGUGAACGCCUCGUUGAUCGCCAAUGUCUGCUUGGCGGCGCUUCAACUAUAUGCCGCUAUAAGCAGUGGAUCUUUGGCACUGUUCGCAAGUUGUAUCGAUGCCGUCGACCCGGUGGCCAACCUCAUCCUGUAUAUGGCGCAUAGAGCUUCCGAUCGAGCAGAGGAGAAGAAAUGGCCUGUGAGAGGAUCUAGAUUCGAGACGAGUGAGUGCAAAGCUGUCUACGCAUUCAUUAUGGCUGCAGUCAACUUGAUCCUGAUCGUCGAGUCAAUUCAAAAUCUGGUGACAUAUGACGGGAGCGAGACGAAGAAAUUUCACGUCCCAUCCAUCAUCGCUGUUGGUGUAGCUUUCGUCACAAAGCUCUUCUUGUUCUUGUACUGUCUCGCCAUCCGAAAGGCGUCAUCACAGGUUCAAGUGCUGUGGGAAGACCACCGGAAUGAUCUCCUCACCAACGGUUUCGGUAUCCUAACCUCCGCUGGAGGAAGCAAGUUGGCAUGGUGGCUUGACCCAAUGGGAGCCAUGAUGAUCGCCGUGACCAUCAUUAUAGUGUGGUCAAGAACCAUUCACGAGCAAUUCACUUAUCUGGCGGGAAUCGUCGCCCCGGUGGAGUAUCAAAACCUCGCAAUGACAUUCUCCCCGGACAUUCGACAAGUCGAUACCUGUCGUGUGUAUCAUUCGGGCCCAAAUUACUUUGUCGAACUUGACAUUGUGCUACCUCCUGAGAUGCCAUUGUGGAGAGCACAUGACAUCGCUCAGGAUCUGCAGGAUCAAGUGGAGGCUUUACCUGAUGUGGACAGGUGUUUCGUACAUGUUGAUCACGAAGUUUCACACAAGCCGGUGAGUGGUAUCGAAGGGAUGUACGGGAUCGUUUACUGA